AUGGGAAGCCGGCCGGCACACGAACUUGCGGCAAGAGUUGACUCCUGCACGCGAGGGAUGGUUUCUGGCCCCACGGCUUGCUUGUUUGAAGAACUGGGACUUCACUAUAUCGGUCCCGUGGAUGGCCACAGUGUGGAAGACCUCGUGCUGAUCCUUAGGAAGGUGAAGGAGUUGCCUGCACCAGGACCAGUUCUCAUCCAUGUAAUUACAGAGAAAGGAAAAGGCUAUGCUCCCGCCGAAGUUGCACCGGACAAGAUGCAUGGUGGUUCACGAUGUGGAUCUCCAAAAGCUUCCGUGAGGUUUGCCUUGGACAGGGCUGGGCUUGUGGGUGCAGAUGGCCCAACUCACUGCGGGGCUUUUGACACGACCUCCUGGCUUGUUUGCCAAACAUGGUGGUCAUGGCUCCUUCCUGCGAAGCUGAGGCUCAUGCACAUGGUCGCCACUGCCGCCGCCAUCGACGAUCGUCCGAGUUGCUUCCGGUACCCAAGAGGAAAUGGGGUUGGCUCCAUUUUACCUUCAAACAACAAAGGGAACCCUCGAGGCGGCUUGCUCAGAGCACGAGGUCCUCAUCACCGUCGAAGAAGGGUCCAUCGGAGGGUUCAGCUCUCAUGUUUCCACUUCUUGGGCUUGAAUGGUUUACUGGAUGGAAAACUCAAGUGGAGGGCUAUGAUUCUUCCAGAUAGGUACAUUGACCACGGAGCACAAGCAGAUCAGAUUGAAGAGGCUGGCCUCACCUCAAGACACAUUGCAUCCACUGUUUUGUCACUUAUAGACAAGAGCAAAGGACACUAUUCACCUUCUCAGCUUAUAAUCUCCUUCUCAAGCUGCAUAAAUGCCAAAACAGUAAAUGGAUCCUCUGAAUCAAUUAGGAAUGUGCCUAUCAAUCCUUGUAAAUAG
Thlaspi arvense is the source of this 897-nucleotide messenger RNA. The record is from the annotation of a GenBank genome assembly. Lineage: Eukaryota; Viridiplantae; Streptophyta; Magnoliopsida; Brassicales; Brassicaceae.